GGCAGUCUCUCCCCGUGUGAGCCAGUUUGUUUGUAAGAAGCCUUUUGUGUCCGUGUCACUUUACACCCGCUGGUCGAGGUGAAAAUGGAUGCUUUGCACAGACACCGCGCACUUUAUAAAGGAACUACUCCGCCAUGGAAAGAAACGUACCGCAAGCGAUGUGUGGACCGGCUGCAAAACAGCCGCACGCGGCUUCUGGAGCGAUAUCGCCAGCUGGGAGAGAGUCCGCAGCGGAGCUCCAUCAUCGUCCAGGAGGUGAUGGAGGAGGAGUGGACCGCCCUGCGAUCCGAGGACCGGAGACUACCGUCGCUGUGGGGCCCAGAGGGCAUGGCGGAGAUGUUCAGUGUCACAAAGGAGUACGAUGAGCUCGCGGUACUGGAGGAGAUCCAACAGGAGCUCGUGUCUCACGAAGUGUCAAUUAUUGACGAAUAUGAGCGGAACCUGCUGUUUGAGCAGCAGUACAUAUCGUCUGUUGUGGAGGGGAUGGAGGACUCGUAUAUCAUUUGCCCCAUUUGUCACAUGAACAACCUGAACAUCAACAGUCAUUUUAUCUCCUGCAUCUGUGGACUUUACAUUAACACUAAGAAACGUCACAUCUCCCCCGAUGUCCUGAGGAGUCUCCUGGAGUCCAGAGUGUCGGAGCACAUGGACGACUGUCCCCACAACCCGGUUUUCUCUGUGGCUCCGGACAGCGACUGCUCUCCCAACCUGAUGAUCAGCUGCAGUGUCUGUGACUACCUGUCCAUCGUCCUUUAAAUGCAGAUGCGGCUUUCACGAGUGACUUAACUUGUGAAAUUCGAUUUUUAUUGCGGCGUUCGCUCUGUUUUUGUGAAAUAAAGACAAUUUUUUAUAUGUAAUACAUUAUUUAUGUUUACUUUGUGCCAACCAUUGUUCUGAAGUCUGGCCUGUAAACCGUCUUCAAUAUGUCCUCUAGUCGCAGUAACAGACUACGGGACACUGAGCCAAACGUCCAGCCUUGAAACGCAAAGCUUGGGUUGCGUUUAAGCAGAGAUUUUUAUUACGUUGCAAAAUGUCCCUGUAUUGGAUUUGCCUCUAUAAAGUCAUUUUAACGUACAUUAAGGUUUCUUAUGGUACAUUAAUCUGCAGCGUUAAAGUCCACUCUGUGCAUCCACCCUUUUUGUCUGAUGGAUAAAGUGACAAUGCCAGCAAACAUUUUAAGCAACUUUGACUUGAAUUGAUGCGUGACCUUCAUUUUGCAAUGUAAAUAUUUAGUUGUAAUGCACUGUAGUUGUCUGAAACGCAAUGUUUAACCACUUUCAAGUGUGGAAAUAAAGGUAUAUAGAAUGUA
Molecule: messenger RNA, 1309 nt
Organism: Gasterosteus aculeatus aculeatus (three-spined stickleback)
Lineage: Eukaryota; Metazoa; Chordata; Actinopteri; Perciformes; Gasterosteidae
Gene: rpain
Product: RPA interacting protein
Biological process (GO): protein import into nucleus
Cellular component (GO): nucleus; PML body
Source: RefSeq, a predicted model, not a curated record